This is a messenger RNA of Hermetia illucens (black soldier fly), 1712 nucleotides long. RefSeq names its product endophilin-B1 (gene EndoB). The transcript has 7 exons. The coding region runs from base 335 to 1408 and encodes 357 amino acids. Gene Ontology annotation, cellular component: cytoplasm. Gene Ontology annotation, molecular function: protein binding. The record is from RefSeq and is a predicted model, not a curated record. NCBI's taxonomy places the organism in Eukaryota, Metazoa, Arthropoda, Insecta, Diptera, Stratiomyidae.
UCUCACUGCAGUCGAAGGGAGAGAAAGAGAACAGAUUGAUGUUGUUUUUGUGAAAAAAUUGAUUAAUAAAAAAAUUUGUCUCAACAACGAAUCUGUCAAUUGGGUCUUGUGUGAUGCAAACAUUUUCCAGUGCGGGGUCUAUGACAAAUUGCUGAGGAACUGAUAAAAAUCAGAAAGAGUCACUUUGAAGGAAGGAGUGCGUUCCGUGCGACCAAAGUGCACUUGUUCCCCGGGUGACCUAGUUGCACUCACAAUCAUCGAAAAAUUCCAGUGUCGCGAUAGUGUUUGAAGCGAGGGUCUUUGAGCUGCAGCAGGAGAAAACCCGGACGCCAAGAUGAAUAUGAAACUACCCGACAUCAACGUGAAGAAGUUCGUGAAGGAAGCGGGCAGCACUCUGUCGCGCGUCGUGCAGUUAACCGAGGAAAAACUUGGAACGGCCGAGAAAACCGAACUCGAUUCGCACUUCGAGCAUCUCGCCGAGCGAGCAGAAUGCACCCGAAACUGGACCGAGAAGAUCGUCCGCAAUGCAGAGGCCGUGAUGGUUCCGAAUCCAGGAAAUCGCAUGGAAGACUACAUCUUCGAGAAAAUUGAGAAGAAAAAGCCAACGCGACUCAGCAACUUGGAGUACCUUGGCUUGGAUAUGAUUGAAGCCGGUGGGGAAUUCGGGCAGGACAGCCCGUACGGGAGUGCCCUGAUAAAGGUUGGCCAUACGGAGCAAAAGCUGGGUUCUUGCGAGCGAGAUUUCAUCGGAUCAGUGGGAAUUUGCUUCACACAGCCAUUACGCAAGUUCCUGGAAGGCGAAAUGAAGACAAUAACAAAGGAAAAAGGAAUUUUGGAGACCAAGAGAUUAGAUUUAGACGCAUGCAAAAAUCGUGUACGUAAAGCAAGGAGUAUGCUUGGACAGCAAGCGAAAGAUGGUCUAUCUCCAGAAGCGGUGCUGGAACAGGCCGAACGCGAUCUACGUAUAGCUCAAGCAGAGUUUGAUCGUCAAGCGGAAAUAACAAAACUUCUACUGGAAGGUAUUGGUACUUCACAAGCCGGCCAUUUACGGCAUUUGCAUUCGUUCGUUGAAACGCAGGCGCGGUACUAUAAACAGUGCGGUCAAAUUAUGGACGACCUGCAGAAGGAACUGGCUAGCUUGGGAGGGCCAACGCCAUACAUCCCAGUGGGACUUGAACCUGAACAAAACCAACCUAAGGUGCCAGGCAACGACGAAAUGAAACGAGCCCGAGUUUUAUGCUCCUACGAUGCCAAGGAUCAUACUGAAUUGAAUCUUACAGCCAAUGAGAUAAUACUGGUAGCGGAAUGUUCACCUCCACACAGUGAUUACAUGUAUGGCAAACAAGGACUCCUCAAAGGGCUAGUGCCACGAGCGUUCCUAGAAAUCAUAGAUGACGCCAAUGAAUAAGAAGACCGACUGAUUAUGCGAUUAACCUGAUAGCGGAAAUCUUAUGGACAAUGAGUUUCGAGAGAUUAAAAACACCAUAUCUUGUAGGACAUCCUUACAAUAUUAUUCGUAUUAUAAUUAUGAAAUUUACUGAAAUUUUCGAUAUAAGAAAGUUCUAACUGUUCCUCAAUUGUUAUGUAUUACGUAAAUGCUAAGGAAACUAAGCACUAGUUAAGAUUUUAUCAUACCCAAUCCAAAAUGCAUUGAAAUUUUUAUAGUAUUGUGAAUUGCUAUAUUAAAAAUUUAAAAAUCUUGCCAAGCUCAA